This is a messenger RNA of Papaver somniferum (opium poppy), 768 nucleotides long. RefSeq names its product bet1-like protein At4g14600. Lineage: Eukaryota; Viridiplantae; Streptophyta; Magnoliopsida; Ranunculales; Papaveraceae. The transcript is spliced from 4 exons. The record is from RefSeq and is a predicted model, not a curated record. Bases 101 to 490 code for a protein of 129 amino acids.
UUCGGAUGAACCCAUAAAUAAUGGGUUGAAUUAGUAGAACCACGCCGGUGUCAAAAAGUCAUUAACUCUUACCAAAUUCUGGUCUCGUUUUUUCUCUGUGAUGGCGAAUUCAGGCGGACUUCCAUCCUACGGUGCUGUUUCUCACAGAUCAAGUGCAAGAUCGGGGUAUAAUAACAAUCCAGAUGAAAUUCAGCUUCGAAUCGAUCCGAUGAAUGCUGAUUUAGACGAAGAAGUUAAUGGUCUCAGAAGUAAAAUCUCCCUGCUCAAAAACGUAGCACAAGAGAUUGGGGAUGAAGCUAGAUAUCAGAAUGAUUUGAUUUCUCAACUGCAAAUGACGGUGAUUAAAGCGCAAGCAGGAGUGAAGAACAAUAUGAGGUGGAUAAAUAAAAAGAUUAUUCAAAAUGGUUCGAACCACGUAUUCCAUGUACUCUUAUUUGUGUUAUUAUGUUUCUUCGUGGUCUACUUCUUGUCCAAAUUUUCUAGAAGAUGAUGAGUAUUCGGCUCAAAGAAACAGCUGAUCAAAGAAGUUUUCAAGGUCAUUCAAAUUAUCCAGACGCAAAACGAGCAACGUCAAUACAGGUUCCACUGCGAAACCUUUUCUUUUUAACUGUAGCAACUUUAAAUGUUUUAUGUGAUCUUUUUCUUUUUCCUAGACUUGAAUCCAACAGUUCUUUUUUGGUGUCUUAUAGACUAAACAUAUGAUAAAUUUGUACAUAUAUGAAUACAUAGCUUUAUCUCUGAAAUGAAAUGUAGUGCCUUCAAAUUUUA